AUGGGAAGUAUUUGCUCUGCGGAAGCAAGACGAGGAUGUGCAGAGUGCCAAGCUGACCCUGGUCUUUUCUCUUCGCUAAAAGUCUGUGAAGAAGCAUCUGGCGGCUGUGGCCGAUCUUUGUGUUCCUCGUGCCUGGCGCAUCCGCUGGUGACAGAGAAAGCCCGUGGCGAAGGGAAGGUUCAAGAUCAGGACCAGCGAAGGGCAGCACAAGCGGCUUUUAGAGGGGCGACGGAUGUGUGGCUGGACAUUCAAUCUUUCUGCAAGGCCUGCUUCCAAAGGCUUUCUUUGCUUGACUUCACACAAGAUGUGGAUAUUCUGGGCCCUUCCACCGGUCUGACGUUGCUGUAUGUGCAUGGUGGAGGGGGCUGCCGGAAGAUGUUUCGCCAGCAUGCAGCAGCUAUGGUGAAGAACGGCUUCAGGUGUGUUCUGAUGGAUUUGCCUGGGCACGGUUCCCGCAUGGAUGAAGUCCUCACCAUGGAAUCGGCCAUCAAUGCCAUUGUCAAGGUGAUCAAGCAGCAUGCGCCGCUGUACAAGGGCGUGAAGCCUGUGUAUGUGGGGGGCUCUCUGGGUGGCUACAUAGGUAUGGAGUUCCUGGGACGUCAUCCGGACCUUUGCUCAUGUGCCAUCAUCACAAUGUGUGGGCAGAACGUGGGCCUCGGCCGUGGCUGGGCGGCCGGGGCGGGCUUGUGGGUGAUGGGGACCUUGCUGCCGAAGAUGGGCACACGGCAGAUCAUGAGCGCACUGGUGGCCCAAGUGCGGAAGAAUGGCCACAUCCCCGAGUCCUUGUUCAUGGAUGAUCAUCUCCGCACAGGGAUGUUCUUCGGCCAGGCGCUGGCACAGGUUGAGAUCCUUAAAGAGACCAACCCACAGGCUGCCCUAGGCAAAUUUCCUGGAGCCAUGUUGUUCAUCAAUGGCAGCCAGGACCACCGUGACUCAGAGGAACUCUGGAAAGCCACAGCCCAAAAGGGCGAGCUCAUUGUUUACGAAGGAGCAGAUCACUUCUUCUCCCAUGACGACAGGUACAGCCAGCGCUUUGAGGAUGAUUGCUUGGACUUCAUCCGAAGACAAUCGGGCAAUGCGAUCUGA
Durusdinium trenchii is the source of this 1086-nucleotide messenger RNA. The record is from the annotation of a GenBank genome assembly. Lineage: Eukaryota; Dinophyceae; Suessiales; Symbiodiniaceae.